UUGCCUUAGUCAGUCGUGAGUGGUGGACGUAUUUAUUUCCUCUUCUAUUUUUCUUCAGUGAAAUUUAUUAAGUUAUUCGAACGUACCGAAAAAGAACAUUCAUUCUCCUUAUUACGACUUGUGUGUGAUAAUCAAAAUGUCUUCUUCAACGAGUGAUAUACAGGAUAAAGUAAGGGCAAAUCUGUUUGUUAGUAUACGAAGAAAGAAAGAGAAGUUGGAGACGUGCAGCUUGGAGAGGAAGACGGAAAAGAAGGCAACAGACGAUAACUACUUCACCUUGAGACGUCAACGUUGGGGCUCCGACCCGCGGCUGCAGACGUGCCGGGGGAAGCUGCAGAACCGCCGCUCCAAGCUCAACCAGGAGAUCAACAAGGAGCUGAUGCUGAGAGCUGGAGCCCAGAACCUCUUUAAUGAAGAAUCUAGUAAUACUGAUUUGGAAAUUGUAAAUUGCAAAACGCAGGCAUCUGAAUCUCAACCAGAAAAGUUAAUAAAAAGGGAAAUAAAAGAAAGUGAAGAUCAUUUGGACACGCCCGAUAAUUAUAAAUACAAAGUCAAAGACAAUGGAAGCAAUUGUGAUCUUCAGUCCAGUGAUCAAAUUGAAAUCAUCGGGGAACAUCAGAGUAACUCAAAUAUCAUUGAAGUUGCAGAAAAUUUGCAAAGUGAACAGAUAGACAAUCAGCAAAGUAAAGAUACAGUAAAUAACAACUCAGAGUCAGCCUUUGAGGAGAAAUUGUUAAGUAUAGAAACCUUGGAGGCACCUCAAGAGGAACCACCACCACCACCACUAUCAGAUAACUUCACAGAUCCAGAGGAUGUACUUAUUAUUACACAGAAGAGCUAUAAUCUUGACGUUCUUGACAAUUUAAAUGAUCCUAACUUUAAUCCAUUUCCCACAAAGACUUACAUUAGAAGCCCUCCACUGCCAAGCCCAGAGCCUGGUUAUCUUGCACUUACAGAAGACAAAAGUGAGGAAAACCAAAGGCUAGUCUACCAAAGAAAGCCCCCCGGAAAGAAAGGAUUUACUGUCGUUAAGAACAAAGCCAAAAUUAAAGUACCUUCUAUAGAUGACACAGAUUUACCUAAGGAAAUAGUUAAUGUUCCUGAACACUCGGAUAAAGAUGAUCCCAACUUUGAUCCUUUCCAGUCAAGAUCGUCUCUAAACAAAAAUACUUCAACUCUUCGUGAAUCUAACUCUUCUAAUAUAGUGCCAAAAAAUAUUGACAUUGCCAAAGUUAAUUCUGUGAAUAUUGAGACAAAAUCUGAUACCGAAUGUGAUAAAGAUAGUGCUACAGAUUUUAGGACACAAGUUGAGUAUAGCAAAGACUCAGUCAGAAGCUUUUCAAGAAAACAUAAAAGAAGAAUCUUUAUUAGUAAUAAGAUUGAGAAGGAAGAUAAGCCAGAGGUUAUAGAAUCUAAUAUUUCUGAAAAAGAAACCCGUGUUUCAAUAGGAGAUACGCAGGAAAUAGAAAUAAACCUUCCCAAAGUUGCAUCCAUUGGUACAAUUGGUCAACUUAACAGUCUUGAGUUUGCCCAGCUGCUUGGCAAUGAAGCCAGUCGUCUUGCUAAGGUGUUUAUUAACUGCUCCACUGAUUCUGGAUUGCCUGAUUCAGAUGAGAGCAGUUAUAUCAAGCCCCACAACAAUCAUAGUGAAGCUGGACCUGAAAAUGCAACAGGUCUUACCUCUAGUGACCUUAGAUGUGCAUCACAAUUGAAUACUGAAGAUGCAGAAGAAAUGCGUGAUCAAAUUACAGAUGAAGAGUUCCUUGCCUCGCAAGCAUUUUUCAAAAAAGCGACUGAUAUGGAGAACCAGCUGCGUAAAUCUUUGGCAACACCAUUGAUGGGAAGUCACAGUAAAUUAAGUGGAGAUGACGUGAGGCCCACCAGAGACAGAAGAGAUCACCCAGCAGUUACUCCGGUCUCGCCACAACACAAGUCCCGUGCACAUCUUCCCCUGCUCCACUGCGACUUCAUCCUUGAGCACUACAGUGAAGAGCCAGACAAAUAUGAUGAGGCUAUCUCCGAAUUUAUGGACCUCAGAGGGGCAAUGCGCACUCCAGAGCGAGACGAAUCUGGAGUAGCUCUACUGUUUGAAUACUUCAAUCAGCUUUAUUUCAUCGACAGACGCUUUUUCCCUCCAGAUAGAUCACUCGGCAUAUAUUUUGAAUGGUAUGAUUCACUGACAGGGACACCAAGCUGCCAAAGGACAGUUGCAUUUGAAAAAGCAUGUGUGCUUUUUAAUCUUGGAGCACUGUAUACACAACUGGGAGCACGCCAUGACAGAACCUCUGCUGCAGGAUUGGAUGCAGCGGUUAAUAAUUUCCUGCGGGCAGCAGGGAUGUUCCGUUAUCUUCACGACACAUUUACCAAUGCCCCAUCCAAAGACCUGAGUCCAGAAGUUCUUGAUAUGCUCAUUCACCUCAUGCUGGUAAGUGUACCGGACUUGUAUAAGGUGUUCUUACACUAUGCUUUCAGAUAUUCACAGGUGUUGAAAACAAUCUCGGGUGCAUCAGUGAAGGACUAUGUACCAGCCUCAUGGAUCAGCAUGGUUCACAUAAAGGCAGAAUAUUAUCGAGGUCGUGCCCAUUACCGUAUGGCUGAAGCAUUGCUUACUCUCCCCAUUGACGAGAGAGAUCAGGAGCAACUUAGCAUUAGGGUUCAGAAUGCUCUGCAAUUUGUCCACCUGCCACCUGUUAGCAAUACUACCUUAGAAAUUAGCGUUCCUACCAACCAUCAAGAACGUACCCUUCUCGGUCUGGCUCAUUGUCGUGAGUCGGUACUAGUUCAUGAGGAGGCAAUGCGGCAGCAGCGUAUGUGUCGGGAUCUUAAGAAAAAAUCUGCUCUGACAGAGGUAUUGCACUUUGGUCAUGAAGCUGCUGUUCACCUUCUUGAUCUUUACGAAGAAGAAGAAGACCUACUAAAUGUUUGGGACCCACCACCCAUUGCAUCUGCAACAAAGAUUCAGUUAUCUCUGACUGCUCCGGACUUCUCACAACAUCGUGUAGAGGACGUAUUUAAGCUAUUGGGGCCAGUGGCUGUUUUUUCUGCGAAGCACCAAUGGUCAGCACCGCGGCCCAUCUCGAUAACGCGAACUGUCACUCAAGGUUUUGGCUUUUCAGUGAGAGGGGAUGCCCCUGUGGUAAUAGCUGGUGUUGACAGAGGAAGCCUGGCUGAGAGGGCUGGUGUAAAUGAGGGCGAUUUAGUGGUUUGCAUUGGUAAUCGUGAUGUGAAGUGGAUGCCACACGAUGAGGUUGUUGGCCUCAUUCGUGAUGCAGGAAACAUGCUCAGCUUAACACUUGUUACUCCUUGUGACAAGACUUACUACAAGUUACCAAAAAGCAAAAGUCUUAAGGACAUAUCUCCACACUCUACCACAAGCAGCAGCAGUGGAAUUAGCAGCAGUAGUAGUAAUGGCAGCAGCAGUCAUUUUGGCUCGGUAAACAGUUCCAGUCUAUCGACCAAGGACAAAGAUAAACGGAACAGCUGGAAUCCCUUCAAGAGAUCAACAUCAAGAGACAAACUAAAGUCCGAUUCUCUUAUUGACUGCAAUGUUAUUUUACGAUAAAUGGACUCAUUGUUGAAGUCUGUUAAUAUUGCAAUUUUAGUAACAAAUCAAACAUAUUAUCAGACCAGCAAAAUCAGUAUUAAUGUUUUGCACAAGCAUCUUCAGUUUCCACAGUGCAAUGUUUGUUACAGCAUACUGGGCAGUAUAUAGUGUACUGAGCAGUACGCAGUGCACCGAGUGGUAUUGCAUGGUACCGAGCGGUAUCACAGUGUCAGGUUAGGUUAUUGCUGCUUACUGGGCCAUAUUACAGUGCUCCGGGUGGUAUCACAGUGUUCCAGGUAGCAUCGUGGCAUAAAAGGCAGUACAAUGGUGUACCAGGCAGCAUCACAGCGUAUCGGGCAGUAUCACAGUGCUCUGGGCAGUAUCACAGUGCUCUGGGCAGUAUCACAGUGCUCUGGGCAGUAUCACUGUGCCCUGGGCAGUAUCACUGUGCCCUGGGCAGUAUCACUGUGCUCUGGGCAGUAUCACUGUGCUCUGGGCAGUAUCACUGUGCUCUGGGCAGUAUCACUGUGCCCUGGGCAGUAUCACUGUGCUCUGGGCAGUAUCACUGUGCUCUGGGCAGUAUCACUGUGCCCUGGGCAGUAUCACUGUGCCCUGGGCAGUAUCACUGUGCUCUGGGCAGUAUCACUGUGCUCUGGGCAGUAUCACUGUGCUCUGGGCAGUAUCACUGUGCUCUGGGCAGUAUCACUGUGCUCUGGGCAGUAUCACUGUGCCCUGGGCAGUAUCACAGGAACUAAUGCCAAACUUGUAUUAUAAUAAUUUAUGCUAAACCCUUAUUUUCCACUUGUAGUAUUGUUAAAUCUUGGCAGUUUACGUUUUUCCAUAAAGUGGCUGUGAUAAGUAUCCUAACCUCAUUUAUCAUUAAAUAGAUUAUUCAUCGUUUGAGUAAAUUAUCCUAAUGUUUUCAACUAUACCUUAUAUGUUGAAACCUUAAUUAAGUCAAAUUAAACUUGACAGGUAUACUAUAUAAAUACAAAUAAAACCAAAUUUAUUGAAAUAUAAAUUUUUGUUGCAAUUGUUACCAUCAACGUAACAGUAGAAUCAAGGCGAUACAUUAAAUCUUUAUUAUCUUGAAGCCUUUGAUUUCUAAAGUUACAAUUUGUAAUAGUUUAGAAUGUUAUUUUCCAAACUUAAAAGUAAUUGAUGGAUGCUUCUAAGUACAAUAUACACAAGAAGUGAGGAAUUAAGAUAAAGGAAAACAAAACAAACAAAUGGUCUAUUAUGAAGUUUGCAGUUUAAAAUGUGUGAUGGACCUUUGCUUUCAGUGUUAAAAUAGUCCAAUUUCAAAGAGGCUAUCCAAUCUAAAUUAUUUUUUUUUUAAAGUCUAACCAAUCUACUGCAGUGGGAAGAUCAUGGUGAACAUGUUUAUGGAUUUAGGCCAAUUUUUUUUUUUUUUUCUUGAAAAUCAUUUAAU
Procambarus clarkii (red swamp crayfish) is the source of this 4976-nucleotide messenger RNA. The record is from RefSeq and is a predicted model, not a curated record. Lineage: Eukaryota; Metazoa; Arthropoda; Malacostraca; Decapoda; Cambaridae.